CGUCACUUUCCGUUAAUGCAUCCACCGCCCGUAUUCGAACGCGCAGCGGCUGGGAUGUGCAAUGGCGUGAUCAGCGAUGUCGCACACGACUCGCCUCCUUCCCUCAUCGCCUUCUUCUUGAAUUUCUUCUGCGCUUGCUUCUCCAGCCGUGACCCGCUGCGCAGCCCAGCCAGCAGCAGCACCAGCACCGACACGUUGUACGCGUUCCGACCGAAGCCUUGUCCAGAGGCCAUGCUAGACGGACGUAAAAUGACGACGACCGUGACGCUCUUUGGGACGGUCUACGAUGACGAAGUCGGUGGCCAGGCCUGUAGCGCAGAGGAGACGUCGGCGACCGGUCGUCGUCGUCGUCGUCGUCAAGAAGGAAAAUUGCACGACACUGGAUCACGUCAGGCACAUUUGUCCAUUGAUUGUCGAUAA
Molecule: messenger RNA, 420 nt
Organism: Mycena indigotica
Lineage: Eukaryota; Fungi; Basidiomycota; Agaricomycetes; Agaricales; Mycenaceae
Exons: 2
Coding region: 16-420 (134 amino acids)
Source: RefSeq, a predicted model, not a curated record